Colletotrichum scovillei is the source of this 3063-nucleotide messenger RNA. Its product is annotated as major facilitator superfamily transporter. Gene Ontology annotation, molecular function: transmembrane transporter activity. NCBI's taxonomy places the organism in Eukaryota, Fungi, Ascomycota, Sordariomycetes, Glomerellales, Glomerellaceae. The record is from RefSeq and is a predicted model, not a curated record. Gene Ontology annotation, biological process: transmembrane transport. The coding region runs from base 1072 to 2946 and encodes 624 amino acids. The transcript is spliced from 3 exons.
CCUCAGCAGUGCUUAUUCUCAUGGGACAAUGGGAGUGGGGCAAACCGAAGCGGACCUCGGCUGAACUCCACACCUCCCCAAUCAUCGACUCAUCUCACACCGGAAAACGAUGGGCUCCAUUGAUAAGAGGAAACGCGGGAUUUGGCACUGUUUUCCGCUUCCACAGCACCACGACUGCAAGGCUCCAAUGCGGAGGAGAAGCUGGGGAUUCUCAUGAAGCGGGGGCAGAAGCAGUUCCAGAGUCUAAUUCUAGAGAUGCAGCGUGUCUCAGUCUCGAUACCACGAUACCUCAAAGUCUCGAGAUGAAGCAACACACACAUCCAAAUGUCGGCUUCUUUCGUCACCUCGCUCCAAGACGGCGGCCACUCUAGCCCGAGGCGAUGCGACCCUAGCUCCGCCGUUAUCCCCGUCGGGCUCUGAAGGUCGAUCACCCACCCAAUGGGCCAAUUCUAGUCCUCUCCUCGUCAGGUUGUCCCUUUCCUUUCCCAAUCCUGCUCCGAUUGCGUGCCUUGAGGAUACCCACACCGCGCACCCCACCAGCACCCUUUUCGCGGCGGUGGAUCGGAUGCGGGUUGCCGCCCACCACCCAUUUCAUGGAUCUAGCACCAGGUCCCCUCGCCCCUUUGACGGCGGCGUUGCGCUGCUGGGGGGCGUGGGCUUGGGCGUGGGACGUUUGAGAAAUUGUUGGUUUGUAAAACUCUUCUGUCUCUCCCUCGCUCUUGUAGGUCCUAUCUACUAUCCGUGUCUCUUGAAAGAUUUCUUCGGGGCCGCCCCUCUUGCAAAUCUCCCGUUGACUCAUUUACAUAGUAUACCCGCUUUGUCGACUGCGUCUAGCUGUGAAGGGAGUUUGUUGCACCUUGGGUCAGAGAUACUACUAGUACGGUUAAAAAUCUCUUGUCCCGAGGCUCGGCGCGCCGUUUCUUGAUCUACUUUCCCUGUCCCGAUUUCCCCAAGAGCCGCAAUUCCCAGGACAUUCGGCCAUUCUUUGCGCGGAGGGAGAUCAAACAUCGCGCCAGGCGCCUAUCCACACAGGCCUUCAAACCAAAGAAGACGUCGUUAGCAAAUCGAAUAAUGUCUGCAAUACACGACUUCGGGACCGGGUCUCACGCGGCCGCCACCGACACGGCGACGGCGACCUCAACCAGCUCCGGCCAAGACUCGCCGCCACUCCGCCCGCUCAAGGACAUUGAGUCCCGGCACAGCCACCACAGCCGGAGCCGGGCCUCGUCCCACUCGUCCACCGACACCGACCCUCUUGAGCCACUCGAGCACGCCCUGACGCCCGACCUCGAGACCGAGGCGGAACACGUCGCCCGGGAGCCCAUCACGUACACGCGCACCGGCACGAGUAUCGGCAGCACCGCGUCACGGCCUCCGGACUACGAGGUCGUCUUUGAGCCCGACGACCCCGAGAACCCAAAGAACUGGCCUCUCUGGUACCGCGGCUGGACCAUCUUCGUCGUCUCACUCUCUACCUGGAUUGUCGUGCUGUACAGCACGAGUUACACGGCGUCUAUUCCCGGCCUCGUUGAGGAGUAUCACUCGACCAGGGUUGUUGCGACGCUUGGUGUUACUACUUACCUUCUUGGCUUGGCUGCCGGCAGUUUGAUCGUGGCCCCGAUGAGCGAGUUGUAUGGCCGGCAAUAUGUCUAUCUCGGAUGCUUCACCGUCUCAUCUCUGCUGAUCAUUCCCUGCGCUCUUGCAAAGUCCCUGACAACACUGAUCGUCGUUCGCUUCUUCGGAGCAUUGUUCGGAGCUGCUUUGAUCGCCAACAGCCCAGGGACCGUGGUAGACAUCUCAGAUGAGGAGUAUCGUGCCCUCGCCAUGUCCUUCUACUCCAUCGCCCCCUUGAACGGCCCAGUCACCGGCCCGAUCAUCGGUGGCUUCGUGUACCAGUAUCUAGGUUGGCGAUGGACCAACUGGAUCGUCCUCAUCAUCGCCGGUGUUGGCAUCGCGCUCAUGUUCACCCUUCGUGAGACCUACGCGCCCACCAUUCUUCAGCGCAAGGCGGCUCGCAUUCGCAAAGAGACGGAUGACCCGCGCUGGUGGUGCCGCUACGACGAGAAGGUUUCCAAGGUCCACCUCAUCAAGCUGAAUCUCAGCCGCCCCUUCGUCCUCAGUUUCACAGAGCCCAUUCUGUGGUUCUUCAACCUCUGGAUAUCGCUCAUCUACGGCAUUCUCUACCUCUGCUUCGUCGCCUACCCCAUCGUCUUCUCCCAAUACCGCGGCUGGGGCCCAGGCGUCUCAGGCCUCGCCUUCGUCGGCAUCGGCAUCGGCACCAUCCUCGCCAUCAUCAGCGAGCCCAUAUUCCGCCGCAUCAUCAACGCCCACCCAAAAGACCCCAUCACCGGCCGCGUCCCGCCCGAAGCCACCGCCCGCGUAAUGACCAUCGGCGCCAUCCUCACCCCCAUAGGCCAGCUCGUCUUCUCCUGGACCUGCCUCCCCGCCACGAUCCACUGGGCCAUCCCCAUCGCCUUCGGCAUCCCCUUUGGCGCGGGCAACACAAUCUCCUUCAUCUACGGGUCCAACUACCUCGCCGGCGCGUACGGCAUCUACGCCGCCUCCGCGCUGGCCGGCAACGCCGUCAUGCGGAGCAUGUUUGGCGGCACGCUGCCGCUCGCGGGCACGUCCAUGUAUAAGGCCAUGUCGCCGCAGUGGGCGGGAACGCUCUGCGGUCUGCUCGAGCUCGCGCUCAUUCCGAUCCCCAUCAUCUUUUGGCGGUACGGCGAGAAGAUUCGCGCAAAGAGCCCGAUUAUUCGGCAGAUGAGGGAGGAUCAGGAGAAGAAUGAGAGUAAGCGGGCCAAGCAGCUCGCGCGGCUGGAGAGGAAGAGGGAGAGGGAGGCUGCUGCUGCUGCUGCGGCCGCGGGUGGUAACAGCGAGAAGUCGACGGGCGUGUUGGCGAGCGAGGAGCAGACUGUACCUCGAGACAUCGAGAAGAGUGCUUGAGAGAGUUCUUUACUGUCUUGCAAAUCCAUUAAGAAGAAGGAGGAUGUGUUUGAUAUAUGGUGUGUCCGUCGCGACACGAAUUAGAAGAGGACUGUAUACCCCCUUAGCCCUCCGAAA